This is a messenger RNA of Apaloderma vittatum (bar-tailed trogon), 1189 nucleotides long. It is a transcript of the gene OXNAD1, whose product is annotated as oxidoreductase NAD-binding domain containing 1. Lineage: Eukaryota; Metazoa; Chordata; Aves; Trogoniformes; Trogonidae. The transcript is spliced from 7 exons. Gene Ontology annotation, cellular component: mitochondrion. The record is from RefSeq and is a predicted model, not a curated record. Bases 30 to 980 code for a protein of 316 amino acids. Gene Ontology annotation, molecular function: oxidoreductase activity.
CUGGUGAUUCUGCAGACGGCCCAGUCAUCAUGGCUCAUGCUACUGUUUGUGUGGGAUUUACUCUUUCUCAAUUACUGAGAGGUGCGAGCAGAAUAUUUCCCACUCCUUCUGCAUCGGUGGGUUUGAGGCACUCUGCUUUUUGUUACUGCACAGCAAACGGCACAAUAAAAUCAAAAAGGAAAAUGGAUCAUCUAGAGAGGACAGCAAAUAAUUUUCGCCAGGAGGUAAUUUCACAAGCAAAAGUGUGUGGAAUCACCAACGAAUCUGAGACAGUCAAAAGACUUCGUCUGGCUAUUGCAAAUAAAGAUUUUACUUUCAAAGCAGGACAGUGGGUUGAUUUCUUUAUUCCUGGAGUAUCUGUAGUUGGGGGAUUCUCAAUAUGUUCAAGCCCUGGCCUGCUGGAAAGAGAAAGAAUCCUAGAGCUGGCAGUUAAGCACACUGCUCAUCCUCCUGCUCACUGGAUUCACACUGAGUGUACUCUUGACUCAGAAGUGGCUCUUCGAGUGGGAGGUGAUUUCUUCUUUGAUCCUCAGCCUGGUGACUCCCCUGUAAAACUAGUGCUGAUAGCAGGGGGUGUUGGAAUUAACCCAUUGUUUUCUAUACUGCUGCAUAUAGCAGAUCUUCAUGGAUACCAAGAGGGUAAAGGAAAUGGAUACAAAAUGGGAACAGUGAAGCUGUACUACAGUGCAAAAAAGACAAGCGAACUCUUAUUUAAGAAAAAUAUUCUCAGUUUGAUGAAUGCGUUUCCUGGAAAGAUCAUGUGUCGUUUCCACGUUACCCAGCAGAGCUCACAGAUCUGUAAAGAACUUCAGCCACAUGUUACAGAGGGAAGAAUAUCUGAGAAGGAUCUAGAAAAACAUGUAUCUAAGGAUACUUUAUGGUACAUCUGCGGUCCACCUCCAAUGAUAGAAUCUAUAUCCAAACUACUGUCUAACAUCGGUGUUCCUAGAAACUGUGUUUUCUUUGAGAAAUGGUGGUAGUGACACAAGCUGAACAGAAAAUAUAUUAUUUGAUUACACUGUAUUUUCACAAGCUAAAAUGUACAGGAAUGGACUGUGAAUUAUUUGGAGAUUUUACUUCGUAUAUGAAGAUGUCUUCAGUCAUAAUGGUGUUCCUUUAAUUUACCUAUAAUACACCUGUAAUACCAUGCUGCUGCUUUUUGGGAAAGAAAGUGAUCUUAUAUUAAAGG